Messenger RNA from Mycosarcoma maydis (corn smut), 2070 nucleotides. RefSeq lists its product as uncharacterized. The coding region runs from base 1 to 2070 and encodes 689 amino acids. The record is from RefSeq and is a predicted model, not a curated record. The transcript has a single exon. Gene Ontology annotation, cellular component: transcription factor TFIID complex. Gene Ontology annotation, biological process: transcription initiation at RNA polymerase II promoter. Lineage: Eukaryota; Fungi; Basidiomycota; Ustilaginomycetes; Ustilaginales. Gene Ontology annotation, molecular function: protein heterodimerization activity.
AUGUCGGCAGGAGGAGUGCCCAGCUGGGCCAUCACUUCGUCCUCGGCCAAGUUGUUUGGCGAUGGUAGCUCACAGGCGAGCGCUCGUACAGCAGCAGAUGCUCAAGUCGAGUCAUCGAGCGACAACGCUGCCUCUUCCUCGAAAGCAGCACGGCAGCAGCAAACAAACGCAGGACCCUACUUGCAUCCAGUCACAUCUCUCGACUACGCCUCGACAUCUGCAGCUGCGACAGGCGCACAGGAGAAGCCUUACAAACCUAAACGCAAGCAGAAAUCCAUCACUUACGGCGCGCCUCUCGCCUCGGUCACAUCUUCUCGCCGCGUACCCGGUUCAAUACCUCAUAUAGAUGAACUGAGCGCAAAUGAGGCACUUUUCCAGCUCAUAGCCGUACAAGCCAAACGCGCAGGUUUCGAUGCGGCCACUUCUUCAGCACUGCACGAGGUUAGUCAGCUCGCCAAAAAGUUUGUGACUUCGGUAUUUUCAGCUGCUACGCACGCGGCAGAACUCUCCUCUCGGGACCAGCCCUCAGCAAGAGACCUCAUAUAUGCAUUGGAGACCCACGGCCAACCGAUCCGCGAGUUGCAUGACUUUCACCGCCAGCAGCUAGUCGACGGUGCAAGCGAAACGAGCUACGCUAGAGCAAAGGCAAAGGAGCAUGCAACAGCACCGCAGACAUACACACCAAGGAAAAGAUCAUCGCUCAGGGACCGUCAAACAGAGCUCGGAUCUGCUAACGAAGACUGGGUGCAGGGAAGCAAUGCAUUCUUACCAUCCGACUCGGACGAUGGCUCCGAACUGGACGCAUGGUCUGUCAGCAGCGACUCGGACUACGAAUAUGGCAACCGCCGUGCAGCUGUGCAUGCUAGGGUCAUGAAGCGCAAACACGAUAUCGCACGAGUGCUCUCCAAGAAGCAACGUCGUCAGGACAAGCUGCGCCAACUCACCAGCAGCGAGCCGGGCAAUUCGACGUCAUCAUCUUCGGCGAGGGAUCUGCGCGCCCUCACAUCAGGCGAGCGCGCUUGGCGACGGAUCGCUGACCAUGUUGUGCCUCGACAUUUGCCAGGGAUGCCACCGAGGCAUGCGUGGAUGCAAACGCCAGCGUACCCUACCAAUGCGUAUGGAACCUUACCGGGCGGUACUGGGGACGACGACGAGGAAGCCAGCAAGGGGAAGAGAGAUCCACUAAUCUUGGUCAACAGAAAGCUGGCCAAUGCUAGGUUGGUCGAAGCCUCGCUAAGGAAGUUGAUUCAGAACACAGACCGAGCUGCGGCCUCAGCGUACGCCGCUUCGUCGACGACCAACGGCACGGCCGCGACGAGCGCAGAACCAUCGUCGUCCGCAGCAGAGCCACAGGUUGCUACUCCGACAUCUGCUUCAUUCGCUACAACCGUAGCGACGGGGGUAGUGACUGGAGGCUUUGCAGUGCCCAAGACACCUGCAAGUGGCAGCGGUGCUAGCGGAUUGACGCUGCGACUCAAUCGCAAGAUCAGUUUGCCAGCUUCUGCGUUCAACUCACCUACGCAGACGCAGCCUUCGACGCCAAUCACCAGUCGGAGACCAUCAAAUGCCGCGCCUGUCGGUUCAGUCGCGAGCGCAAGUGGAGCACCAGGCACACCAUUGGGCAUGGGCAUGUCGAUGGGUUGGGGAGGCGAGCCGCUCAUGUCGCCGCUGACACCCGUAUCAGCUACUCUAGGAGGGCCUAUGACGCCGUACCCGCCUACACCAGGUGGAGUCUACGGACAUUACUUUGGAUCCAGCGUCAACACGGGCCACGGAUCAGGUGCGAGCGGAUACCGUUCACGGUCGCAAUCCACGGUUACAGGUCACGGCGAUGUGUACGGAGGCGCUUUGACGGGAGGUGGAGACAGCAACGGCGGCGCAGCAGCCGACCAGCUAGGCGUCAGAGUGCCAAGUGCAGUCAACUACAAGAACGUGUGGUAUGCGCCAGGCAGCACCAUCGCCAGUGGUGGGUUGGCGGCGAGUGGUGCUUCAGCUAAGUCGUCGGCUGGAGCAGGUGCAGGUGGUAAUCAUCCUCGUUCAGUCAAGAGGAUGCGGAAGUGGAAAGUGUAA